AUGUCAUCCAAUAUAUCAAUAAAUCAUUCUCACGUGUUAAAUUCGAACGACGCAUCAUUUUGGAGUCAACCAACACCGGUGAAUUGUGAUAUCAUUCGAAUAUUUGGAAUUUAUUUAUGCAUAUCAUCGUUUCUCGGUGUUAUGAUCAAUGGUUUAUUGCUUCUAAGUUUUAUCCGACAUCGACAACUCCGUUCACCACCAAAUAUCUUCGUCAUGUUCAUCACCGGAAUGGGUCUACUUGCUUCGUGUACACUACUACCAUUAACAGGAACAUCAUCCGUUUAUUGUCAAUGGUUGUAUAGCCGUGCCGGUUGUUAUCUUGACGGAAUCAUCGGAUUUCUAUAUGGAUGCGCAAGUGCUUACUUACUAUGCGCAGUUAGUAUCAGUCGAUGCUACAUUAUUGUGCGACCAUUGAAUGCAAAGAAAGUGACUGUUGGAAAAUCAAUUAUUGCUUCUUGUGUUGUUGUUUUCAUCAGUUUUCUAUGGACAAUGAUGCCGCUGCUUGGAUGGAAUGAAUAUACAAUGGAAGUUGGACGAACUUCAUGUUGUAUAAGUUGGUAUGAUCGUCGUCCGUCUUACAUAUCGUUUACUAUUGUCAUAUUUAUAUUUAUUUACUGCGUUCCAUUACUUAUUCUUAUUGGUACAAAUACAAUGGCAAUGAUCGGCCUUCGACGUAUGAGGGAAAAACUCGAACGAGGAAUUCAACAAAACUUCAGUCGAAAACGAAUUGAAAUGGAACGACGGCUUAUUAAAAGUAUUACAAUAACAACAUGUGGCUUCUUCGUCACAUGGACGCCAUAUUCAGUAGCUGUGUUAACAUCAAUCUUUCUAGGUGAAGAUUAUGGUACACCACCUAUCAUAACAUCAAUUUCAUCCAUAUUCGCUAAAUCAUCCGUUAUCUGGAUUCCAUUACUUUAUAUUAAAACGUCCACACAUUUUAAAUUUGGUUUCGUCAAUCAAAAUGUAUUAGAUGCAAACGGAGCAACCAAUCGAGUCGGAAGCAACGAGGGAACAAGAGCUCGGGCUAACAUCAACAACUCGUUGCAUAUGGAAACAAUGCAAUAA
Molecule: messenger RNA, 1065 nt
Organism: Adineta ricciae
Lineage: Eukaryota; Metazoa; Rotifera; Eurotatoria; Adinetida; Adinetidae
Source: the annotation of a GenBank genome assembly